Molecule: messenger RNA, 2136 nt
Organism: Acanthaster planci (crown-of-thorns starfish)
Lineage: Eukaryota; Metazoa; Echinodermata; Asteroidea; Valvatida; Acanthasteridae
Product: protein lin-7 homolog C-like
Molecular function (GO): protein binding
Source: RefSeq, a predicted model, not a curated record
ACUGUGACCUUUAAAAUGACGUCAGUUGCAAGCAAAAUGGCGACCACUGCAGAGCUGACGCUUGAAAGAGAUGUCUCCAGGGCAAUCGAAUUACUGCAACAUCUUCAACAAAAUAACCGAGAUAUCCCCCCGCAGAAGUUAAUUGCCUUACAAAAGGUCCUUGAAAGUGAAUUCUUCACAGCAGUCAGAGAGGUGUAUGAACAUGUGUAUGAGACAGUAGAUAUCCAAGGUGAUCCAGAGAUCAGAGCUAAUGCAACAGCUAAAGCUACAGUUGCUGCAUUUGCAGCAAGUGAAGGCCACGCCCAUCCUCGUGUCGUUGAACUCCCUAAGACUGAUGAAGGAUUAGGCUUUAAUGUAAUGGGAGGUAGAGAACAGAAUUCACCCAUCUACAUCUCACGUAUCAUCCCUGGGGGUGUGGCUGACCGACAUAGAGGACUUAAGAGAGGGGACCAACUUCUUUCUGUGAAUGGAAUUUCUGUAGAAGGAGAACAACAUGAGAAGGCAGUCGAGCUGCUAAAAUCAGCCAAGGAUCGAGUGAAAUUGGUUGUUAGAUACACACCCAAGGUGCUGGAAGAAAUGGAAGCCAGAUUUGACAGACAGAGGGCAGCACGUAGGCACAAUGCUAACCAGAUGAGUUCGUUUGAAAAUAUUUAGAGAGUUGCAUCCAGAUUAGUCAUAGUCUCCUUAAUCUACAAGCCAUUUAGACUCCCAUAUGUAAGAAUUCUUGGUUGUCAUGUAUGCCAUUUUAAUCUGCAUUUUAUUCUUUCAUUCCACAUACCAGUCACAGAAGGUAUCGUGGAAGUUGAACAGGUCUUGAUGUUUGCUUUGUCUUUUAUUGCAAAACCUGAAUAUAAAGAAUUAGGCAGAGUGCAUGGAAGGACUCCAAACCUGCUUGGUAUGUGUAAACAGUUGAACCUCGUUAAUGAGACUUUACAGAUUACCUUGUGUGUAAUUAGGAACCUUGGAAUAGUAGGAAUGAAAACAAUGAAGAACAAAGGAUGGGGACCUCAAUUUGUCCUUGUUCUAAGCAGAAUGUUGCAUUCACAGUGCUCUUAUUGACGAGGCUCAACUGCAUCAGGAAAGCUUACUUGGUAUGCUGUCACAGUCUUUACACACAUCUUGUUGAACUUUAUUAUAAAAGUGUUAUUUCCUAAGUAAUUGUGGAGGCUGCUCAUAGUUCAAUUGUCAGGUUUUUCAUUUCUGUAUGGAUAUCUGUCUGUUGUGUCUUUGUGAAACUGUUUUUUCAGACUUUACCACAUAAUAGACAAUGACAGUGGUGACAAUGGAGCCCGUUCCCCUUAAAUUCAGCGCAGUUACUGACGGUAUUCAGGAUGUAUGUCGUUGUAGAUAGUAAAGUUAUGUAGGUCAAUGAGAUCUGACUGCCUUGUCUGGUUUUACAUGUAAUUAGAUAAACUUGAAUACUGGGCAAAACAAAAUUGUUUGUUUUUCCACACACAAGAUGGCAACUCCACCAUGAGACAACACUUUCAUUUUGUCAUUUUCAAAUGGAGGAAAUUGUUAAAAUAAUUUUUCAACGAAAUACUUCCGACAUUACUGUAAAGAACGUCUCUGCUUUACAUUUUGAAAGUUCAGAGAGAAAAAAAAAACAAGUACAAAAAUCAGUGUCUUGGCUUCUCCCUUGUUGGAGUAUAACUGUUAAUUAAUUAGUUAAUUUGAUUAACAAGUUGUAGGCAUGGUUUUGUAUAGUUCAUACCAGUGGGAUUUGUCAAAUUACGACGUGUACCAUAUGUUCUGUAUUUGCAAGUUAGUGACCUGAUGCUUGCUUUAUUUAUUUGUAUUGCAACAAUUGGCAAACAUUAAUUUGGGUGAAUUGGCAAGAAAGUACUUUUUUACACACCCCUAAGAAAGGAUCAGCAUGAAAGUAACUACUUUACUCAGUAAGACGUAUCUGAGGCACCCAAAUAACUCAAGAGUCUUAUGCUGUAAAAGUGCAGGAACUUUUUUUUCCAAUGGAAACUCUUAUUGUAGUGAUACGUGUAAAUGGAAUGAAAGUUGUCCAGUUGCUCUGCAUUUUGGUGUUCUUAAGUUUGUGUUUUUAACUAAUUGAUCUGUGUUUGUGUAGUGUUAACCAUUGUACAAGACAUGUAUUAAUUAAUAAACUCUAUGACCAAAUAA